AUGCGAAUGAAGCAGGAGCAGCCUGUCUUGGUGGCCAAAUCUUCACAUAAAUCAAUGGAAAUGCUGGGAUGGUCAGCAUAUGUUCAACAAAGCUCACAAUUUUUACAGCCUUUCUGUACAAAGCUUCAUGGCAAGCCACCCCGGGUUCAUAGUGUUCAUAGUGUAUAUGAGAAAAUAGCUCCUUACUUCAACGGUGCACGCUACAAGGCAUGGCCAAAGGUGCAGCAGUUCAUUUCAGAGCAGGAGCCAGGUGGCCUGGUUGCUGAUAUUGAUGAGUGGGGUUGUUUAUCACAUUUGAUCCACCAUUUUUCAACAGAAGAGAGGUGCAUGCGAGCAAUAAAAGAGAUAGCUCACAUCUUGAGAGUAGGAGGCCAGAUAAUGAUAUAUGUGUGGGCAAUGGAGCAAAAGCAGAGAAGAUUUGAAAAGCAAGACGUCUUUGUUCCUUGGAAUCCUUCACCUUCUUCCUGCUCCUCAGAUCGCUUGGCUCAAGCAGACAGCAGGUGGGUGCUGGGGAGAGCCUGGCUGAGAUGCCACCAUGUUUUUAAAGAAGGGGCAUUGGUUGAACUGAUAGAGCGUCACAUUCCGGAGCUACAUAUUACUCAUUCAUACUUUAACCAUGCCAAUUGGUGUGUGAUCGCAGAAAAGACCGAAGUGUGGAAGAUCUAGGGGAAAUUGCCUUAUUGAAAUACACAAAGAAUAUUUAAGGGCUUUCUUCCUUUUGAAAGCUCAGUGCCUUUGAAAAUCUUUCCUGAAGCUUUUUAGAGCCUUG
Columba livia (rock pigeon) is the source of this 769-nucleotide messenger RNA. Its product is annotated as probable tRNA methyltransferase 9B. Gene Ontology annotation, biological process: tRNA wobble uridine modification; tRNA methylation. The transcript has 5 exons. Gene Ontology annotation, cellular component: nucleus; cytoplasm. Bases 1 to 666 code for a protein of 221 amino acids. The record is from RefSeq and is a predicted model, not a curated record. Gene Ontology annotation, molecular function: tRNA binding; tRNA (5-carboxymethyluridine(34)-5-O)-methyltransferase activity. NCBI's taxonomy places the organism in Eukaryota, Metazoa, Chordata, Aves, Columbiformes, Columbidae.